Geodia barretti is the source of this 1320-nucleotide messenger RNA. The record is from the annotation of a GenBank genome assembly. NCBI's taxonomy places the organism in Eukaryota, Metazoa, Porifera, Demospongiae, Tetractinellida, Geodiidae.
AUGCACUCCGACAAGCCGAAAUCUUUGCAGCAGAUCGGCGGCAAACCUAUGCUCCACUACAUCGUCGAUUGCGCGAGGAAUGUGGGUUUUGACAGAAUUCAUGUCGUUUACGGCGCAAAUGGCCAAGAAAUUCCAAAAACGUUUGCACAGGAAGACAUUAACUGGGUAUUGCAGGCAGAAGCCCUUGGUACCGGGCAUGCUGCCUUACAGGCAAUUCCCCACGUGAUACCCAACUCAGUCGUAUGCAUCCUGUAUGGCGACAAUCCGUUAAUUGACCCAAAGACCAUAUCAAGGCUGACUGAACUGGCCAAGGGAAAUAGGCUCGCGCUGCUCACAACCGAGCUGAAAGACCCGACAGGCUAUGGGAGAAUCAAGAGAAACGAUGAUGGCAAACUGCAAAAGAUUGUAGAACACAAGGAUACCAAUGAAAACGAGCGUAAAAUUAUGGAAGUGAACGUGGGACCGCUUGCCGCUCCGACAAGCUUGUUGAAAGGAUGGCUGACACGACUGGACAAUCACAAUAAUCAGAGAGAAUAUUACCUGACCGACAUCAUCGAUUUUGCUGUAUCAGAUGGAAUUGAGGUUUCAACAGGGAAAACCCUGCACAGGUGUGAAUCUUUAGGAAUUAACAAUAGAUUUGACCAGGCUCAACUUGAAAGGAUCGUUCAAUUGAACAAAGCAAAAGAUUUAAUGCACUCAGGCGUACAGAUUGCCGACCCUGCAAGAUUUGAUUUACGUGGGGAAUGUAGAGCCGGCAAAGACUGCCAAAUCGAUGUGAACGUUGUUCUGGAAGGCACUGUAAAUCUUGAAAAUAAUGUAGUGAUUGAAGCCAAUAAUGUCAUUCGAAAUUCCAAUCUGGGUGACGGCGUCACCAUCCUGCCGAAUUGCGUAAUUGAGGGAGCAAAGAUUGAAGAAGGGUGUACGAUCGGGCCGUACGCCAGAAUUCGACCAGGUACAAAAAUUGGCAAAAAUUGUAGAGUCGGGAAUUUUGUCGAAAUCAAGAAUUCCGAAAUUGGCGAAGGAUCCAAGGUCAAUCACCUUGCAUAUAUCGGUGAUUCCGAAAUUGGAAAGAAUGUAAAUUUUGGUGCCGGUUCGAUUACCUGUAACUACGACGGCCAGAACAAGCACCGAACGAGAAUCGGCAAUGAUGUAUUUAUUGGUUCCAACGUAUCACUUGUUGCGCCUCUCGAAAUUGGCAACAAAACGGUGAUCGGAGCCGGAUCCACAAUCACUAAAGAUGUGGAGUCGGGUCAAGCGGCAGUUGAACGAUCAAAUACCAGAGUCGUUCCCGCUAAUCGACUGAUUUCUAGAAUAAAAUAA